This is a messenger RNA of Schistosoma margrebowiei, 537 nucleotides long. Lineage: Eukaryota; Metazoa; Platyhelminthes; Trematoda; Strigeidida; Schistosomatidae. The record is from the annotation of a GenBank genome assembly.
AUGGUUUCUCUCGACGUCCCUCUCCCAACUAUUGAGGAACUGACAGUCCCAGAACUAAAGAUAUCAAAGUGUCCACUGCUGGCUGCAAGCAUUCAUUUAGGGAAGUUUUGUGACAAUGAGUCCAAGGAAUUCAUGCUUUGCCAUUAUGAAACACAUGAUCCAAGAGCUUGUCUUGGAGAGGGAAAGGCUCUUACCAGUUGCGCCCAAACCUUUUUCAAACAGAUUAAACGACAUUGUGAAGAUGAAUUUCGCAAUUACUUUACCUGCCUUCAUAAGUAUGGAGGGCCGGCUUACAGCCUAACAAAAUGCCGCGUAGCUCAGUAUCCUUUUGAUGAAUGUAUAAAAACUCACCUUAAUCAAGAACGCCCGAAAACGGAUUACUUUAAUGUUAUUCGUCUUCACAAAACGAAUCGGCCUAGAUAUGAACCUGGGUUAGCUCCAAUGCCCGAAAGAAUUCCAGAUUUGCCUAACUUGGAUCAUUUUGAAGUGCCUGAACGUAUAAAGCACAGAGAAAAAAUGAACGAACUAUUAACUUAA